Molecule: messenger RNA, 3930 nt
Organism: Camellia sinensis
Lineage: Eukaryota; Viridiplantae; Streptophyta; Magnoliopsida; Ericales; Theaceae
Source: RefSeq, a predicted model, not a curated record
UUGGAGGACGGGCUGACAAUAGUGAUGAUAGUAAAGGGGUUAGAGAAAAGAUUAAAGUGAUAAAGAAAGAUAAUGGGAGAUGUGUUGCAGUAAAUAAAUAAAUUAAAGAGAGUAAGGGAAAGAAAUAUUCUAAAAAUUAAAGAUAGCACACUUUUGUAAUUAUUUUUAAAAUUUUCACAUUUAUUGUUAAAAAUAUUAUUUAAAUUUAAUUUUCCGAUACAUACUUCAAUAAUUAUUGGAACUAUUUUUUUCAAGUUCCAUGUGGCUUUUUCCUAAAAAAAUCUUGUAAAAUUACUGUGACGGAAUGGGUCCCAGGCGCCUUUCUGAUUAUGCUUCCCGCUAAGCCCUGCUUCGCUCUCAGCCGUCCGAUGGGAAACGAUCACCCGUCUCUCUCUCGCUCUCUCUCUCUCUCAUAACACUACUGACAGUUCUGCAGAGGACAAGUGAGCUCCCAUCCAAUCUAAUCCACCGACUUUCUCUCUCUCUCUCUCUCUCUACUUUCCAUGUGAUUUGUGAUUCUGUAUAUUCUCUCCGUGGAGUUUGGGGAAAACGAAGAAAAGGGGCACUUGGAAUACCAGAAGAUAUCUAUCUCUCUCUCUCUCUCUCUCUCUCUCUCUCUCUCUCAUUCUGGGUAUUCUGCGAACUCCCUUUCUCAUCAUCUGUUUUCUGUUUUCUACUUUUUGUAUAAAUCUAUGGACCUCCGACACUGAAAGAUUGAGGAGUUUCUGAUAAUGGGUUAUGUUCAAUCUGCGUUUUCAUGGUUACGUCAGGGAAGAAGUUGACAUUGCGAUUGCAAAUUGUUUGUGCAGUGGGAUUAUCUGAAUCUAAUUGAAGGGACUACAUGACCAUGGAUGUGAUUGGCUGUUGUCCUUGCAAGCUUUCACAGAACUGAGAUGCUACUAAAAUUCAAAGUGUUUGAAUAUGGUAUCAUUCCAUCUGAAAUAAAGCUGGAACCCUAGCCACCUUGCAGGCAUAUCAACUACCAUUAAAAGUGUGAAAAAGAUUCAAAGCAUCAGCAGGCCAUUAGAGGAAUGGAUAGUCCAUUUUCGUCCCAAGCAAGUCAAAGUACAAAAUUGAGAGACAGGUUGAACAGAGAAAAGCCUAACUUUUCUAAUGCCAAUCUCAGUUAUGACGUAAUCAAGAACAUGGAUGAUUAUACCCAACCCGCAUCUUCAGGGUAUCAGCAAAAGCAGCAGAUGGAAAGAAAGCCCACUGAGAACGAGGAACUUGUUAAAUAUAUGUCCGAUCUGCCAAGUUAUUUGGAGAAAGGAGAAAACCCUAAGGAGAAAGCUUUUAAUGUUGGAGUCCUUGACUGGCGUUGUUUAGAGAAAUGGCAAUAUAACAAUAGACAGAUGGAUACCUCCUCGUUUUUCGCAACAGAGGGAUUGUCAAACCUUUUUAGCAAUCAAAGAAUGCACCGGAAGACACUACAAUCCCAUCUGAAUGCAUCUCCAAAAGAAGGUUAUUCUUCUCAAGGUGUUGAACCUGUUGUAGAAAAUGUUGGAAAAUUUCAAGAUCUCAAAGCUGCAUCAAGUAAACCCUUAAAGGGACAGCAAAAUAUCUUCAGAAUGUACCAGUCUUUUAGCAAAAACCAAUCAGAAAUCAAGCCGAAAGAGUGCAAGAGGAAAGACAAAGAUCCACGGAAUAUCGUUGAAAUUGAAAUUUCUCUGGAUUUAAGAAAUUGUGGGGCAGCUUCAAGGUCGAAGGGAAAGACAAAGAUUCAAGAUGGUGAAUCUACUAGUGGACCAGAGGAGUUGCAAGAACCGUAUUGCGAUGUUAAUCACAAUUACCAUGAAAGACGCAAAACAGUAGUUCUGCCAAGGGAUGACCUGUCCUGCCAUGGUCGAAGAUCAACAGAAGCAAGUCGACAGAGCUUUGCAGAGGGAUCUUUUCCAAAGGAGCUCUACAAUGCAUAUUCCUAUUCUGACUUCCCACACUCAUGCCCACUGCUUUGUGAAGAUGACAAUGCAAACUACUUGCAGAUUAAACAACCAAGUUCUGUAGAUGGAAAGAAUAUCCAGUUUUCAGUUGAACGAUCACAACCUCCACUUCGUUUUGUGAAAACAUCCAUCAGACCGUCCUCAGACAAGAACUUCGACGAGAAGUCAUCAAAAGUAAUGCCUUUAAAUUCAACUGUAAGCAAGUCUUCUGGGGGAUCAGAUCUGAAAAGGGGCAUGGGAGAGGCUUCUAAAUCAAGCAACCCCCCUCCUACUCGUCGAUUUAGCAUUGGCCUGGGUAGGAUAGGUCGAACUUCCACCUCCAAAGACAGUUCAUUAGGACUGCAUUUGAACUCUGAACAUGUUACAGCUAAAUCUGGAUCGGAGAAAUCUUUGGGUUCUCCUUGCUUGGAAAAUUUAAGUAAUGAUAAACGUAACAAUAAAGGUGGAUCUCGGUCCAGCCCUUUGAGAAGAUUACUGGACCCAUUUCUGAAGCCUAAGGACUCUGCUGAGCCAUCAGUCAAAGAUCCAACAUCAACAGUUCAGGCUUGCAAAUCAUCUACUGCACAGUCCAUGAAAGUAAAAUUGGAUUUGAAAAGUUGCAAGACUGUUAGUGUCGAUGAUUCACAUCGCAACGAGAAACACAGAACAUCGACUGUACAAGCCCUUUUGCAAGUAGCCAUAAAGAAUGGUCUUCCUCUAUUUACAUUUGCAGUUGGCAACAACAGCGAUAUCCUAAUAGCCACAGUGACAAAAGUUGGUGCUUCAAGAAAGGAUGAAAACUGCUGUAUUUAUACAUUCUUCAGUGUUCAUGAAGUCAAGAAAAAGAGUGGUUGGAUAAAUCAGGGGAGCAAAGGUAAAAGUCGUGGUUAUGUCCCAAAUGUUGUUGCCCGAAUGAUGGUUAGACACAAUUCUGUUGAUGAACUUGGCAUCAGGGAGUUCAUAUUGUUUGCGAUGGACUCAAGAGAGGCAGAACAGCAAACAUCAUACCUUAAUCCAAAUGACGAACUUGCAGCCAUUGUUGUCAAGUUUCCCAAAGAGACCCCUACGAGUUUGAACAAAGAUGGACAUAAUGAAGAGAAUGGAUCUUCUGUUCGGAGUCGAGGCCUUGGCACGACGGUUAUAUUGCCUUGUGGUGUUCAUGGACUGCCAAGUAAAGGAGAGCCUUCACCGUUGAUUGAAAGAUGGAAAUCGGGUGGGAUGUGUGAUUGUGGAGGUUGGGAUAUUGGUUGCAGAACAACGGUGCUCGCCAACCAGAUUAAACCUAGUAGGAGAUCAAGUUCAUCCGGAGGUCAUCACGUGGCAGAUAGAUUUGACCUUUUCUCUCAGGGAGAAGUCCUAGAUGAUAAGCCCGUCUUCAGCUUGUACCCAUUCAAAGACAGGAUCUUUUCAGUUGAAUUCAAUUCACCUCUCUCGUUUCUACAAGCAUUCUCCAUUUGUAUAGCGGUUUUAAAUGGUAGGAAACCGUACGAGCUUUCAGAAUCAAGUUCGCUGUUUGGAGAGAAAUCUUUUGAAGAAACCACGUUAUUGUUAAAUGAUGGAAUAAAGGCCCCCAACCAAAUCCAAGCAGAGUUUCCUGCGGGCGAUGCCUCAUAUCCAACACCUCUUUCCCCUGUUGAGCGAGUCUAGUUUGCAUAAGAAAGUAACUGGGCUUGGUGUUGUGCAGUUUUGUAUCUUCACAUGGCCAAGUAAUUCAUGGAAACCUGCAAUAAAAGGUAACUGCUUUGCUUGAUGCAUCUGUUUUUUUUUGUCUGUCCUGUAUCAGUGCUUGGUUUCUACACGCACAAAAUGAAUCAAGUGUGAAAAUUUCAAAGAUAAUGACAGUUUUUCGCUGUUUAUCCCUUGUGGCUUCAAGAGUUUCACUGGUACUGAUGAAUUUGUCGUGUCAUAUCGAAGGGAAAGGGUUGAAUCUGUGAGAUGAUGAGGUUAUGCCCAUUGUUAUCAUGGAUCAUUUUUUACUGUGAAUGCCUGCGGUUUGCUUUGAUUCCUCCAA